Ipomoea nil (Japanese morning glory) is the source of this 3578-nucleotide messenger RNA. RefSeq names its product receptor-like protein kinase HAIKU2. Gene Ontology annotation, biological process: protein phosphorylation. The transcript has 4 exons. The coding region runs from base 493 to 3408 and encodes 971 amino acids. Gene Ontology annotation, molecular function: receptor serine/threonine kinase binding; protein kinase activity; ATP binding. The record is from RefSeq and is a predicted model, not a curated record. Lineage: Eukaryota; Viridiplantae; Streptophyta; Magnoliopsida; Solanales; Convolvulaceae.
UCUCAUUUGAAUAAAGAUUAGUAGCACUGCUUUCCUCCUCUCUCUCACUUUUUACUCUCACACCCUCAAGAAACAUACAUCUUCCUUUCUUCCCUAUAUAACAAGAAGAUUAUCUUAGAAAACGUUUUAAUUUUAUAGACACAUCUCACGAUUAACCUCUUUUAUUUAAGUUUUAAGUAGGACGGUCAAAUUAAACCUCGGGAUUGGAGUGUACAAGUUUCUCUUCUCCAUAUUCCAAGAUUUCUGCAAGUCUUCUCAGUUCCUUAUUCCUAGCUGCUAGGACUUCUCUUUUUGUUUCUCAUUUUGCCCUUCAGUUCCAUUGGCUCCUGCUACUGAGGAAAACAAGGAGAAAAGCUGCUUGACACCUUGAAUUCUUGAAAAAAAAGGAAAGAAAACCUGUUUCAGUUAAUGCAAUAAUGGAGUCCCUGUUCGGUUUUGAAUUCGUUUUCCCCGUCUGAGAUAUAACCAUUUUCCCCCCGCCCAGCUUGCACGAUGGCCAGGAACACGAUUCUUUCCAUUUUCGUGUUUCUGUUUCUGUUUUUCGUUCUGUCCAGGUCCAGUUCACUCGAGACUCGGGCCCUUCUUGAAUUCAAAAGGCAGCUUAUUGAUCCUCUGAAUUACUUGGAGUCUUGGAAAGAUGCAGAAUCUCCCUGUCGGUUUUAUGGAAUUACUUGUGAUCGAAACACUGGUUUGGUUACAGAAAUUUCCCUGGAUUCCAAGAACCUUUCGGGGGUGAUAUCUCCAUCUAUCUUUUUGCUUAAGAGCCUUGAUUCUAUAGUGCUACCUUCGAACUCGUUGUCUGGGGCUCUCCCGGGCGAAUUAGCCAAUUUUACCAGUCUUAGAGUCUUGAAUGUGACAUGGAAUAGCUUGAGUGGCACCAUACCUGAUUUAUCCAAGCUGACUGGCUUGGAGAUUCUUGAUUUGUCCUUCAACUACUUUUCUGGAGAUUUUCCAGCUUGGACUGGAAAUCUGAGUGGUUUGGUUGGACUAGGCCUUGGGGAUAACAGCUACAAUGAGGGAAAGAUUCCUGAGAGCCUGGGAAAUUUGAAGAACUUGACCUGGCUUUAUCUAGCUGGUUCGAAUUUGAGUGGCGAAAUCCCAGACUCCAUUUUUGGACUAGAGAAACUGCAGACAUUGGAUAUUUGCAGGAAUCAGGUUUCAGGAAAUAUCCCGAAGUUGAUUGGGAAGAUGAGAAGUCUCCUGCAAAUUGAGCUCUACGAAAACAAUCUCACUGGGGAACUCCCUCUGGAAAUCGAGAAGCUCACUCUUCUGCAGCAGUUUGAUGUUUCUAACAACAAAUUGCAUGGGGCUCUCCCUCCAGGGAUUGGAAAGCUGAGAUUUUUAUCCGUUUUUCAUGUGUUCAAGAACAACUUCUCGGGAGAACUCCCUCCCGGUUUUGGAGAUAUGGAGCAUCUUUUCGCCUUUUCUGUCUACAUGAACAGCUUUACUGGAGAAAUUCCAGAAAAUCUUGGCAGGUUUUCGCCAUUGAAUGCCAUAGACUUGUCAGAGAAUAAGUUUUCUGGCUCGUUCCCGAAAUACUUAUGUCAGAAUGGAAACUUGCAGCAAUUGGUUGCAGUAGAAAACAGGUUUUCUGGGGAAUUUCCAGACACUUAUGGUUCCUGUAAGGGCUUAGAGAGGCUUCGGGUCACAAAGAAUCAACUCUCCGGGAAAAUCCCGGAUGGGGUGUGGGCACUUCCAAGCCUAAACAUGAUGGAUUUCAGUUAUAAUAAUUUUGUUGGAGGUAUUUCUACAAGAAUUGGAGCUGCUACAACCUUGGAACAAUUAAUAUUGUCAAACAACAAGUUCUCGGGUGAGCUCCCGAAAGAACUUGGCAAACUCACACUACUCCAGAGGCUUUACUUGGAUAACAACGAUUUCUCGGGACCAUUGCCAUCUCAACUCGGGUUGUUAAACCAAAUAUCAUCCUUGCAUCUCGAGAAAAACUCGUUUACAGGCUCAAUUCCAGCAGAGUUUGGUCAAUGUUCAAGGCUAGCAGACUUAAAUCUUGCUUCGAAUCAUCUAAGUGGUAGCAUUCCCGAUUCCAUAACCACAAUGGCCUCUCUGAAUUCCCUGAAUCUUUCUAGCAACGAGUUAACAGGCUUAAUCCCGAGAGCCUUAGACAAUCUGAAGCUCUCGUUAAUCGAUCUGUCUAACAAUCAGCUCUCCGGGGAAGUGUCAAAUGAUUUUCUUACAAUGCAUGGAGAUAAGGCGUUUCUCGGGAACAAAGAACUCUGUGUUGAUCACACCAUCAAAGCCCAAUUCAACACCGAGCUAAGUGCUUGUGAUCGAAAGGGCUCUCACCACGAAACGAUGAAGAAAAGAUGGGCUGUUCUCUUAACUGUUCUACUUUCCUUGGCUGUUCUCUUGUGUGGCUUACUGGUUGCGAGUUAUUGGAGCCACCAUAAGUAUAACGAGACCGAUACUGAGAAACGUUGUGGAGAAUCAAAGGGGCUGGAUCGAAAAUGGAAGCUCGAGAGCUUCCACCAAAUCGAGUUUGAUGGAGACGAAAUAUGCAAUUUGGAUGAGGAUAGUUUGAUUGGCAGUGGAGGGACAGGGAAAGUGUAUAAACUGGAGUUAAAGAAAGGGUGUGGCACAGUGGCUAUAAAGAAGCUCUGGAAGGGAAAUGGAGUUAAACUUCUGAGUAGAGAAAUGGAAAUUCUGGGGAGUAUCAGACACAGAAAUAUAGUCAAACUUUAUGCCAGUCUCAUCAAGGAAGGCUCAAAUUUCUUGGUUUUUGAGUACAUGCCAAAUGGCAAUCUUUUCCAGGCACUUCACCAUGAAAUCAAAAGUGGUAAACCAGAACUGGACUGGGAUCUUAGGUACAAAAUCGCUCUCGGGGCUGCUAAAGGAAUUGCGUAUCUGCACCACGAUUGUUCCCCGCCUAUCAUCCACAGAGACAUCAAAUCGACCAACAUUCUUCUCGACGAGAGCUAUGAACCAAAAGUUUCUGACUUUGGUGUUGCAAAGAUCUCAGAAGUUUCCCCAAGAGGAUCAGAGUUCAGUUGCUUCGCAGGCACUCACGGUUACAUGGCUCCAGAGAUGGCAUAUACACUAAGAGUGAGCGAGAAGAGCGAUGUGUACAGUUUCGGGGUGGUGUUACUGGAGCUGGUGACCGGGCGACACGCGAUAGAGGAUGCGUAUGGAGAAGGGAAGGACAUAGUUUACUGGGUUGCAACUCAGCUGGAAAACCGCGAAAAUGUCAUCAAAGUUCUCGACACUAAGGUUGCUGUUAAGGAUGUUGUCCAGGAUGACAUGAUCAAAGUGCUGAGGAUUGCAACACUCUGCACCACAAAGCUCCCAAAUCUAAGGCCAAGCAUGAAGGAGGUAGUGAACAUGCUGGUUGAUGCAGAGCCAUCCACAUUCAAAUCUGGUAGGAAUUUUGAGAAAACUGGGAAAGUGUUCCUUUAGUGCAGUUUAGUUUCUUUAUCUGUAUAUGUUUAUAUAGGUAAGUAUGGAUUCCUGGCUGAUGCUUACACAUAUUUCAUGCUUUGUGUAGUGGUUUUGGCUUAUAGUAUGCGCCAUUAGAUAAUGGUUCAGCUAUGAAAGAUGGUUGUCAUAAUUUUAUCGUUUUAUAUAUA